Molecule: messenger RNA, 3036 nt
Organism: Mycotypha africana
Lineage: Eukaryota; Fungi; Mucoromycota; Mucoromycetes; Mucorales; Mycotyphaceae
Exons: 2
Coding region: 387-2591 (734 amino acids)
Source: RefSeq, a predicted model, not a curated record
UUUUUUUUUUUUGUUACUUUUUCCCUUUCUUCAAAUUUACAAUUUUACAAAAACAAUAGAAAAAUAAGAGUCUCAAAAGCGUGUAUUUCUCUCUUUUGAACUUGUUUGAAUAUUCAUUUGAACCGUCUCCCUAUUUUUCUGAUAUUUUAUUUAUUGAUUGACAACAUUUUUUCCUGGUUUUUUUUUUAUCUCCAACCCUUUUUUUCAUUUUUUUUUGUUUGUAACGUCGAAUUCCGGGUUAAACUGAAUUUGACAUAUUUAUGAUUUAACUAUUAUAACGUUAUUACAACGAUUUUCUUUACCUACAAAUACAAAUCUGUCUGAUCAUACAUUGUCAGUCAUCACAUCACCUUAUCCUUAUUUAUUGACCUCUUGAAAACAUCACUAUGAUGAAUACUUUGUCACCUACUACCUUAUUGAUCCAAGACCUCAUCAGUGCACCAAAGAAGGCCGAGUCUAUUUUGGAAACACUCACUGAAGAACAAAUUACAAUGAUCGAAAAUACCAUCGAUCGUGUCAAGCGCAGAAAGCUCAAUAAAUCUCACUCGAUGCCUUCACCUGUGGCUUCUCCGCCUACUUUGUCAAAAGAAGAAGUAGAGGGGGAGACUGACAUGAUGGUUACUGAAAAUUCAUCUUCAGCUACCACGACUGCGAUCGCUAAUGCUUUGGCUGCAGCUAUGGUUUCAGCUGCCUUACAGGUACCCGCUGUUUCUGACACCGCCCCCACAAUUCCAAACAAAACCACUCAGCAGCAAACCAUGGCCCAUAGUACAGGAAAUAUUUCUCCCGCCUCAAUCGCCGCUAAAAAUAAUUCGACCAACAACAACAAUAACAACAACAACAACAGCAGCAGCAGCAGCAACUCAACGACAGCAACAAUUACCCCGUCUAAAACUGUACAUCAUAACACUUCAGUCAACGCGUCAGUUUCAUCCAAUGAACCAACAGCAGAAGUAAAGGACGGCGUUGAAUGGGUGUCAUUUGUUUAUUCUCAUAAUCGUACACUGAAGCGUUAUUCUAUUAGAACAGAUAUUCAUACCAUCAAUGUAGAUGAAGUCGAUGAUAAGUUUAAAACAGAGAAUUGUGUCUAUCCUCGUGCCAAUUUGCCAAAGGAAACGUACAAAGGCAAUCGUUGGGCUUAUGAAACUGAAUGCAAUGAUUUGGGUUGGAAAUUAGCUUUCUUGAACAAAGAAGAAAUUGCUGGUAAAAGAGGCUUGAUUCAACGUGCUGUAGACUCUUACAGAAAUCGCUAUCCUAGCAUGCGAUCAAGACGUGUUGCUCGACAGGAAAAGUUAUUGAAUGGUACACUACGCAAAAGAAAAAAUCGAGACGACGAUGACGAAUCGACUAUCACCACCAAUAGCAGCUCUCAUCAUAGUACCAACAGCAGCAGCCAUCACCAGAGUGCUUCCAAUAUUGCCGCCGCUUUGUUAAACUCAGCGCACCAACCGUUGACUUCCACCUCCUUGGAAGCCGCUACUGUUAAACCAACAAAUCAUCCCAAGACCAUCGCUGUGGAAGACGUCCAUUCAAAUACACGCUGUCGUAUUAAGAUCAAUGUGGAGGCCGUUUCAUUGGACGAUAUUUCUGAAGAAUUUCGUAAUCAAAAUUGUCCUUUUCCAAGAGCCAGAAAUACCGAUCCCGACCAAUAUAUGGGAGGCCGUACCCGAUGGAUGGAGCACACUGUUUGUAACGAACUUUCAUGGAAAUUGGCCUUCCUCAAUCAACGGGUGCUGGCAGGAAAGAAGAAUCUGCUUCAAAGAGCGCUGGAUGCCUACCGCACCAAAUUUAUGCCCGCCUUAAAACCACGUAAGCGCUCCUCCAAAAUACCACCCACACGCUUCAUCACGACACCCACCACGACCAUCGAUCAGAAUGAACUUUUCAUGCUUCAACCCUCCACAUCUUCCACUGCAUCUAUAGUAUCUACCCCUUUGACCGCCUCUGCGUUAGACGCUCAAAAUGCCAUCUUUGAAAAGAGAAAACUCUUGAACGACAAAGCAACAGCCUCGCUUGACUUUGGUGAUUGCUUCUCGCUGGACGAGGAGGCACAACAACAACAGCAGCAGCAGCAGCAACAGCAGCAGCAGCAACAACAACAGCAAUCAUCUCAUCCGAAUGGAACGAUAAAGAGCAUCAAGCUUAAACUGAACAAUAGCCACCCACAACCCAAUAUGACCAACGAACGGGACCCUAUGAUCUCUCCUUCUUACGACCCUAUGUGCUCUGAAGCCCGCUUCUCUCCCUUCAAUGAAUCCAUUGGUUGCCAUACGUCCUCUACCUCAAGUGUGGCCAAUACCCCAGAGCCUCCUGUGACAGCCGAUCUGUUUGGUUUUACGGACAACGAUCUCUAUGAAUCUUUUAUGCUCCCUCCUCUCAGUGACACCUUCAUGCUUCUGGAUGCUACUACUACCACCAGUACUACUGCAGCAACAACGCCCAUAAGUGAUGUCCAUAUGAAAACUUAUGAUCCAACCACCUCCUCUCCAUUGCCUCCAUCCGCUGCCGUGUGUCAAGAAUUUAUCAAGUUGGAAGAUGAUUUUCAUACUGAUUUCUCAAGUGCAGCUCACUUGUUAGACCCACUCUUCUAAAAGGAGAACAAUAGAAAAAGGGAAAAACCUCGUCUUUCAUCAUCCACCCACCUUAAACAAACCCUUUCUUGCUGCUUUUUUGUAAAUACUUUUUUAAUUAUCAUGUCUCAUACCUCAUCCUCUUCUUGUUGCCCUUUUUCUUUCUCUACCCAUUAUAAACAAUUAACCCUUGAAAAAAGUACUCUUUAUACGACCUAUUUAGACUGUAUCAAAAAAAGAUCUCCCCCCCCACCCUUCUCUUUGAUUUUUUACAUUUAUAUAUUUCUUUUCGCUGAAAAUAGCUUUUUUUUUUAAAAAAAAAAAACCAGAAAAAAAACCGUUUUUUUUCUUUAUUGUCAAAAAACAGAAAGAAAUUUACCAAUUAAAAACUAAUAAAUACAUUUCCACCAUCAUUUUCGUUUUAAAAUGUAAAGAUUUCUAAGGCUCAUAUCCACCUUACGAAUUC